Messenger RNA from Solanum lycopersicum (tomato), 1767 nucleotides. Its product is annotated as cytochrome b561 and DOMON domain-containing protein At3g25290. The record is from RefSeq and is a predicted model, not a curated record. Lineage: Eukaryota; Viridiplantae; Streptophyta; Magnoliopsida; Solanales; Solanaceae.
AGCAAGAAAAAAAGACAAAAAGAAAAAAAAAAAUUUAAUCAUGUCUACUCAGCCUCGUUCACGUAAAAUUAAUAAAUGUAUGUCACAUAGCUCUGUAUAUACACUUUUGAUACUUCACGAUGGUUAAUUACUAUGCAUUCACAUCUCGUCAAAUCACUCCACUAGUAUAAGUUUACCAAAUUUGAUAUAAACAACAUAUACGAAUACCGAUUUAUAAGUGUCACACUCCAAAAUCCCAUUUGCUACUACAUAUAAGGCUACAAAAUGCCUUUAUGUCUCUUUAACUUAUUCCACCUCAACACUAUAUCUCUCACAAGUAGUAGUUGGUUACCACUAGUUCUUAUCAUUUUCCCAAAAUAAAAUUGAAAUUUCAAGAUUCCAAAUAUUUCAAGAACAUUAGACAUGGGAUUAUAUGAAUCAUGUUGUGUUAUAGUCCUAUAUUUUAUGUUCUUACUUUUGAAUCCUCAAUUUUCAUGUUCCAUGUCAUGUACAACACAAAAGUUCACCAGCAACAAAUUGUAUGAACAUUGCAAUGACUUGCCACAUUUGAAUUGUUACCUUCAUUGGACUUACAAUCCAAAAAUUUCUUCUUUAAAUUUAGCAUUUGCAGCUACUCCUACUAAGCCUAAUGGAUGGAUUUCAUGGGGAAUCAAUCCAAAUGGGACGGGAAUGAUUGGUACACAAUCGUUGAUCGCGUUUAAAAAUCUCAACGAUACUAUAGUUGUGAAAACCUUCAAGUUGAACUCGUAUAAGUCUAUCGUGGAAGGGGAACUUGAGUAUCGCGUUUCGAAUAUGCAAGCAAUGUAUAGUAAUGAGCUGAUGGUAAUUUUUGCUAGUGUUGAAUUACCUAAAGGAAUGAAAGAGUUGAAUCAAGUAUGGCAAGUUGGAAGUUUAGUGUUAAAUGGGACAUUUCCAGGAAUUCAUGAUUUUCAAAUUGAAAAUUUGAAUUCAAAAGGAAAACUUGAUUUGAUGAAAGGAAAAAAUGUUAAUAAUGGUCUUGAGGAUACUAUGGUCAAGAAUAGAAAUAUUCAUGGAAUUUUAAAUGUUGUGAGUUGGGGAAUUUUAUUUCCAAUUGGUAUUAUGAUCGCAAGGUAUCUAAGAACAUUUUUGGAUCCAAUAUGGUUUUAUGUUCAUGUGACUUGUCAAAUAUCAUCUUAUAUUAUUGGAGUUUCUGGUUGGGCCACUGGUCUAAAACUUGGAAGCCAAUCCAAAGGAAUUAUUUACAAUUCUCAUAGAGAUUUUGGUAUUGCCUUGUUUUGUCUUGCAACUCUACAGGUGUUUGCAAUAUUUCUGAGGCCAAAGAAGGAACACAAAUACAGAUUUUAUUGGAAUAUGUAUCAUCAUGGAGUUGGAUAUGGUGUACUUGUUCUAGGUAUCAUUAAUGUAUUUAAAGGUCUUGAAAUUUUACAACCACAAAGCAAAUGGAAAUUGGCUUAUAUUAUUUUCCUAUCAAUUAUUGGAGGAAUUGCUCUUAUUUUAGAAGCAAUUACUUGGAUAAUUGUACUUAAAAGGAAGCCUAGAAAAUCAAAUAACAAACUUCAUGAUGGACAAAAUGGAAGACAACAACCUCUCACUUCUUGAAGUUAUUAUUGAGUUUUAUUUUUUCAUAUAUAUAUAUAUUUGUUUUUCUAUGGUUGGGUUGAAUUUAUUUUAAUAAUUUUCUUCUUGUUUAGAAUCCAUACUCUUAUGAGAGUAUUGUUGUUGUAUUGCUUCAUUUUAGUAUUUAUAUAGUAAGGAAUAUAAAUAUUGUUGCUAUUCAAACAACAA